AUGUUUGCUGCUGCCACAAAGAACUUUGUGAAGCAGGUUGGAGAUACAGGCAGACUGAAACCUGUUCCUGGUCUGAGUGAGGCUGACAGAUAUCAACCACUCAGUCUAGUGACAAAAAGGAAGAAAUCGUUCUUUUGGAAUAAAAAGAAAUACAGCCCUACACCGUUCACUCUGAAGGACAUCCUUGUUGGAGAAAAGGAGGUUUCCGCAGGUGUAUCUUCAUAUCAGCUUCUUAAUUAUGAAGAUAAGUCAGAUGUUUCCCUAAGUGGGAAACUUGGAAAUCAUAUAAUUCAUGAUGUUGGAUUUAACGUUGAUGGAUCUGAUUCUGUGGCAGUGAAAGCUUCCUUUGGAAUUGUAACAAAACAUGAGGUAGAGGUUCCAGUACUUCUUAGGGAGAUCAUUAACAGAAAAAUUGAUAUGGAACAUUGUCUUGUUCGUCAGAUGAAAGAAGGUCGGCGUGCUGUAUUGUGUGUUGUCAUGGAAAGUAUCCGUACAACACGGCAAUGCUCACUUACUGUGCAUGCAGGCAUGAGAGGUAAAACAAUGAGGUUUCAGAUUGAUGAUGGACGAAAUCACAAAGGAUGUGACAAAGCCAUUGUUAUUCCAGCUCAUACAACAAUUGCAUUUAAUGUAUUUGAACUCUAUAUCCAUUUGGAUGGGCAUUUUGAAUUCUGUGUUACAUCUGAAUCAGAAGGUGGGUUUGAAAAAGAACAAAUAACUGAGCAAUUGGGCGGUUUAAUGAGCCGAUUCUCAGUGUGGAAAUUGCGACGAUGUCUGUCUGAUUUUUUUUACGGCAGUCCAUUCAGAUCAGAUGAAAAGGUGCUAGAUGAUGUCAGAAAUUCCACUCUUUAUUUGGAAGAUUUGAUUGCUGACUAUUAUGAAAAGGCUACCAGCAUGACUGACAUUUCCACGAACUACCUCAGAGAUAACGUACACACACGAGUCAAUCUCCUCAAUCAUAAUAUCUCUAAAGGACCCUGUACCCUUUGUGGCAUGGGAAGCUCCCGAAGAGAGACAGUAUAUGGAUGCCUUGAGUGUUCAUUCAAUGGGCAGAAAUAUGUGAGACUGCAUGUGGUACCAUGUUUUGAUCUGUGGCACAAAAGAAUAAGAUAAAACGCAUUUUGGUAUGGAUUAGAGGCCUAAGAAAUGAUCUCACAAAUGCAAGACUACAUUAGUAAUUGUGUAGUAUCUUUGACUACCUUUUUCAAGACAAUUUGUGUUUGGGUAAAAAUAUUCUUCCCUUUCCAAUGUUUUAAGUUUUAAACUUGUAAUGAAAUGUUGUGAAGCACUAAUUUUUGAGUGCCUCUGUUCAUGAAUGAACAUUCCUGUAAAAUUAUAUCAAUUGUUUUAACAUCAAAUGUUAGCAAUUUAACCAGUGACAAUAUACUUGUUAGAAUUGGUUUUAUAUUAUGUAAAUUUUAAAAGUUCUUCUACUUUGCCUUUAGUUUCUUUGGAUCAUGUUCUAAAGUUCUCUUUGCUUAUUUUACAAGCAUCCUGCAUCUUUGUAGGGACUACAUAAUGCAAACAGUUUCAUCUUCACAUUUGUUUGGACGUAAUUAAUUGCAAUUAGUAUAAGCAACAGACUUGAUGCUUAAAAGGUUAAUAAUUCAUUAAAGUAUCAGAUUGCAAACACACGAAGGUUUUCUGAGUUGAAGUGUUAAGUACCUAACAUUUGAAGGGGUUGAUUUUCCCUCCUGAAGCUGAGCAAACCCACUUUGGGAGGACCAAAUUGAAAGUGUGUGGAGUUGUUUUCCCUGGUUUAGGAAACAUGGUGAGUCAUGACAUGGUACACACUUUAAGUGACAUCAAGUUUGCUUUCAGCUGAGUGCACUGUGUCUCUUUCGUCUCACUACUCUGUAUUACAUAAAAUUAAGUGGUUUUAACCAAUUACUGAUAUGGACAAAAACAAGAACCUUCUGAGGAAGGGUCACCGGACCCGAAACAUUAACUCUGUUUUCUCCUUCACAGAUGCUGCCAGACCUGCUGAGCUUUUCCAGCAACUUUGUUUUUGUUCCUGAUUUACAGCAUCUGCAGUUCUUUUGGUUUGUACUGAUAUGGGCAAUUUAUCUAUAUUGGGUUUAGAAUAAAAGAAAAAAUUCACAAGUUUCCUUAAUAAAAACAAAAUGAUUGAUUUAUUGU
Molecule: messenger RNA, 2139 nt
Organism: Rhincodon typus (whale shark)
Lineage: Eukaryota; Metazoa; Chordata; Chondrichthyes; Orectolobiformes; Rhincodontidae
Gene: pjvk
Product: pejvakin
Exons: 6
Coding region: 1-1113 (370 amino acids)
Biological process (GO): programmed cell death
Cellular component (GO): cytoplasm
Source: RefSeq, a predicted model, not a curated record